This is a messenger RNA of Physcomitrium patens, 1234 nucleotides long. NCBI's taxonomy places the organism in Eukaryota, Viridiplantae, Streptophyta, Bryopsida, Funariales, Funariaceae. The record is from RefSeq and is a predicted model, not a curated record.
AUGGGUUUAGUCUCCAGUCUUGGUCACGACGGUGACACCUUCUACGCGAAUCUCCUGGAAGGAAAGAGUGGGGUUUCUGAGAUAGAAAACUUCGAGUGCAAGCAAUUUCCCACAAGGAUUGCAGGCGAAGUUAAGUCAUCACCACAUGGUUGGGUUGCUGGAAAGUUUCCAAAGCGGAUGGAUAAGUUUAUGCUUAAUGUGUUAACUGCCGGGAAGAAAGCUGCGUUCGAUGCUGGACUUACAGAGGAUGUAAUGAAGAAUUUAGAUAAGUCAAGAUGUGGUGUACUUGUCGGAUCAGCUAUGGGAGGCAUGCAGAUUUUUAGUGAUGCUAUCGAGGCCUUAAGAAUAUCUUAUUGCAAGAUGGACCCAUUUUGUGUACCAUUUGCAACGACAAACAUGGGCUCUGCUGUGCUGGCUAUGGACUUGGGAUGGAUGGGACCCAACUACUCUAUUUCCACAGCUUGUGCGACAAGCAACUUUUGUAUAUUAAAUGCUGCUAAUCAUAUGAUCAGGGGUGAAGCUGCGAGUUCCUUGCUUCCUAAUAUUCUUUAAUGUGUGCGACAAUUAUUUUUCCUUGAACGACCCAUGUCCGGAUGUGCGCAACAGUUACAACUCCGUACAUUUCUGUCCUCCUUAGUGAAAUGUGAAGGGCUAAGUUUCCAGGUCAUUAUCUUGUGCUGAUACUAAUUGGGAAUUCGGUAAUGCUUUUUGGCCGACUUUGAAAUUACUUAAGAACUUCAGCUAGAUAUUCCAGCAUAUAAAGGUGAUUGUAGGAGAGAAAGAGAAGCUGGAUAUCAAGGUUGCAUUGUCCUACUCUUUCUGAUUUGGUGGUCAAAACUCUUCCAUCCUCUUUGCCCCAUACAUUGAGAGUAACGAGAGUCAGGCUGCUUAAGAGGGCUCACACCCCUUCAUCAGUGUUCUUAUACCGAUGUUUUCCUUUGUAGUUUGUAAGAUUCGAAAAGGUGAAUCUUACAGCGAAUCUUACAGCGAUCCUUUGUAGAUAGUCCAAAUUUACAGCUUAGAAUCCAGCCUUAGAAAGAUGGCUGUAUUCCAGAGAAUGGUGAUUAAUUUUGGUACUAUUUUUGUUUCAGUUCAAAAUUGUCUCUGUGAACACGCAUCAGAGUUUUACAAGAUUGUAGACUAUCAUACAGAAUUUUGUGUUAAUGUUGGAACGCCUUACUGAAUUCCGGCUUCCGCAAAGGUGGUCUUAAUGUGGACUUACCGAUCUGUCUCA